GGGUUGAGUCAACCAAGAGGCCACGCCCGACCGACGGCGACUUCCUAGCUCAGAUGAGUCUAUAUUAGUGCAGGGUGAAUUUCCCCCCCUAAAGGAAAGAGACCUGCCUAUAAGUGGGGGGUGCAAAAUGAGGAGACCCCCCCGGGCUGCUCUGCGGGUGGUCUUCCUGGACUACCUGGCCUUUUACCGCACCAACUGGUCGGAAGGGAAACUUUCCAUCUGCAACGAGGCGGCCGUCAAGGCUCCCGCUCGGCGCUUCCUGGAUGCCGAGCCGUGCCCUUCGGAGGGCUUCUGCCAGUUUGACGUGUACGGCGUCGCGGCCAGGUGUUUGCAGGUGAAGCGCCAGCCGGGGGGGUUCGUCUUCCGACAGCUCAUCCGCGCUUUCGAGUUCCUGGAGCUGCUUUGCGUGAACCUCUUCCUCUCGCCUUGGAGGAAAGAAAUCCGGUCCUUGAAGACUUUUACAGGAAACUUUGUCUACUGCAUGCAGUCAAUUCUACCAGAAUGCAUCGUGGAAGAACUGCUAGCGAAAAUAGGCUACGUUGCAACAACAGCAACGGAAUUUUCCCUCAUCAGGAAGCUGAAAGAGGAAGAAGCUGAACAGGCUGCCUUUGAAAUAUUUCUUGCAAGAAUCGAAUGCGAAGACCUCUUGGAAAUCACAAAAGAAGUACGGGACAGUGACUUGGAGGAUGUCUUGCAGAAAAGAGCCCAAAAGCACUGGCGCCCAGAAGGAGAGGUAGACAGAACGUAUCAACCCUCCCAUGGAAAUGGGUACAUGUUGAACAAAGGAAGAAAUAAGAGACCAAGAUACUUUGGUACUCCACAGAUAUGCUUGACAAAUGACCAGCUGCCUUUUGAGAAAGCUGAAAAUACUGGGCUUGGAGGGGACCUUAGUCUCACAAUGACCACAGUCAAUCCUCAACAGGUUCUUUCCGAAUUCAGCAAUGAGCAAAACUCAAACCAAAGCCAAGGAGAUGGCACGACACCAUCUUGUGUCAAAAGCUCAGACAGUGAGGACUUCCUAAUCAAAUAUAGUGACAUUGUGAUUGGGCAGAAGCCUCUCCACCUGACCAAUCUCCCCCUGAAAGCAUCAGAGGAUAAGAGCUGGGCUACCAAAUGCAGGAGGACCAUGCUGGGACCACCACCCAACACAUCACGCUCGCAAACGGCUCUGUCACCCAAUGCCAGUGGCCCACAGGCCUUAGCCAUUCUGAAUGACCCUGCUUUAGAAGGCAGGGAAGUCUCUUGUGACUACGGGACCCAAGAAUCCUCCCAAGAGGCAAUUGAAGCGAAUAUCAGAGAUGCCAUGAAUUGCCUGUCCAUCUGCGGAUCGUGUCCGGUGGACCAGCCCAAAGAACUGAAAGGAGAGAAUGUUGUACCGCGCAGCAACAAAUUACACAUUGUGAUGAGUUUAUCUCGAGGAGAGGAUCCUUAUGCCUCUAAUCAACGAAAAGUCAAGGAAGACAGUGAAGGUGAACUCAUUUAUCCGAUAGAAGAAACCACACAAGCAGAAUCCAUGAGAUAUGACACACCUCAGGAAUUCAGUCCCUCUAGGGUGAAACAUACAGCUGUACCUAGAGGAGAUAAAGAGGAUGUCAGCAUCGAUCUCUAUUCAUCAGAUCAGUUUCCUAGCACCACCCAGAAUGUUUAUCCCACCACUCAUUCGAAGUUUGAUGGACAUUUAGUGGGCACUUCAAGUCCACAUCAAGCCCUUGAGUGCUACAGAUAUACAAGAGAGCCGCCUGGUUCAACCUGUGCCAUCCUUCCAAGUAGUAAUGAGUUUCAGUUUCCUAGAAGCAUUCCAGAUCUGCAGGGCAGGGGUGACCUUGAAGGACAUUCUCUGCAGUCUUCUUUCACAGACGAGGUCAGCCUCCCGACCUGCAUUGUAAAAAUGAAUGAAACCACCCCAGAAGGCUAUGUGGUCAUAAGCAAAGAGUAAUAACAAACAGGAGGAGGUUACACAGAUAUGAAAAAAAAAAAAUACUAUGCAAGUAUCAUAACCCAAAAUAACUACAUCAAUAGGAUGUUUUCAAAAGUUUCACAGAAUUCAUACAAAAUCAUACAAAACAUGAAUCAUAAAGUCCCAAAAUAUUGAGAAAAUUGAGAAGUCAUUGCUCCUUAUAAUAACUUGUGGGAACUUUAUCAGCUGGAAAUCCUACAUGGAGAUUUUCGAUUUGGAAAUUCUAAUAUUUGGACACUUCUGUAAUUAGUGUUUGUCUUCCUUCUUGAUGUUCUAAAAGACUUGUGGAUAUUUUGGGACUCCACAUUGUAGUAUCUGUGACUCAUGUUUUGUGUGGUUUUUUUUUGCUGAAACUUUCAAAAUCAUUCUAAUGACAUAGCUAUUUGGGGUUACGAUAUUUGCAUAGUAUUUUUUCAUCGUAAUAAGCAAAAGGCAAGCAGUAGAUUGAAUACGUCUCUUGAUUUAAGUCCUUCGGAACCUCCCAUAGCCAAACACCAGGCAGGCUUUCUAGAAGUGAGUAUGAUGGAGAUGUGCCAAACUUGCACCCAGGGCUUUUUUUGUAGCAGGAACUCCUUUGCAUAUUAGGCCACACACCCCUGAUGUAGCCAAUCCUCCAAGAGCUUACAAUAGACCCUGUAACAAGAGCCCUGUAAGCUCUUGAAGGUUUGGCUACAUAAGAGGGGGUGUGGUCUAAUAUGCAAAACAGUUCCGGAUACAAAAAAGCCCUGGUUGCACCCAGCUGUUGUUUCCUUCUCCAACCAUUUGUCCCAAGCGCAGUGGCAAUUAGAAAAAGGGGAGCAGUAGCUACUCAUUCAACCUCUGAUCUCCCAUCCGCUCUGCAGUCUCUUUUGCUUGCAUCCUAUAGGCAGUGCCAUAUUUGUUCCAAGAUGGGAUGCCAAACAGAAGAGACAGCAGUGGAAAAGGUUCAGAAGACUACAAAAACUGGACCGAAUGGGAAUGCCCACAUCUCUUUCAAUUUGGGGCCCUGCACAAUAGCAGAGAACCAACAGUAUAUCUCACAGAAGGGGAGAUCUGAACUGAUGGUAUGUGAAUAAAAAGCACCUUGCUCUA
Molecule: messenger RNA, 3028 nt
Organism: Heteronotia binoei (common prickly gecko)
Lineage: Eukaryota; Metazoa; Chordata; Lepidosauria; Squamata; Gekkonidae
Exons: 2
Coding region: 128-1936 (602 amino acids)
Cellular component (GO): cytoplasm
Source: RefSeq, a predicted model, not a curated record